Messenger RNA from Anolis sagrei ordinatus, 5120 nucleotides. RefSeq names its product gap junction beta-3 protein. The record is from RefSeq and is a predicted model, not a curated record. Gene Ontology annotation, biological process: cell-cell signaling. Lineage: Eukaryota; Metazoa; Chordata; Lepidosauria; Squamata; Anolidae. Gene Ontology annotation, molecular function: gap junction channel activity. Gene Ontology annotation, cellular component: connexin complex.
UACUCGAAAAGGAUUCCUUUCUCCUUGCACAACAUCAGGGCUCAAACCACACCCUCAUUAGUCACACAAAAAUAAGGCAGCUCAUUACAGUGCCAUGAGCCGAGAGCGCCUUGCUUGCUUCUCUAUGCAAGGCAGGGAGAAAGUUCCAUGGCAUAAACCCUAAGGUGACGUUGGUGGUGGUCCAACCUUCUCCGGGGUGAAGCCCUUCUGCUUUUCUCUCAGGGAAGCUGGCAAGAGGCAAGGCCAGAGAGGAUUCUGAGUUGGCUUGGGUGAGCAAAGCCUCCAGAGACUUUUGCCACCAUGGACUGGAAGACGUUGCAAGGCUUGUUGAGCGGGGUGAACAAGUAUUCCACGGCUUUUGGGCGCAUCUGGCUCUCGGUCGUCUUUGUCUUCAGGGUCCUGGUUUAUGUGGUGGCGGCCGAACGAGUUUGGGGAGACGAGCAGAAGGACUUUGACUGCAACCACCGGCAACCUGGGUGCACCAAUGUCUGCUACGACCACUACUUCCCCAUCUCCCACAUCCGCCUGUGGGCCUUGCAGCUGAUUUUCGUCACCUGUCCUUCCCUGCUGGUCAUCAUGCAUGUGGCUUAUCGCGAGGACAGGGAAAGGAAGAACCGGGAAAAGAAUGGGGAGAACUGUCCCAAACUCUACAGCAACACAGGCAAGAAACAUGGCGGCCUUUGGUGGACUUACCUCCUCACCCUCUUCUUCAAACUGGGCAUAGAGAUUGUCUUCCUCUAUCUCCUGCAUCGGAUAUGGGACAGUUUUGACCUGCCACGCUUGGUCAAGUGUGACCUCGAUCCGUGCCCAAACACAAUAGACUGCUACAUUGCUCGUCCUACAGAGAAGAAGAUCUUCACCUACUUCAUGGUUGGCGCCUCUGCCCUCUGCAUUGUCCUCACCGUGUGCGAGAUAUUCUAUCUCAUCUUCAAGCGAGUGGUCCGCUCAAUGCAAAAGCUGAAGAAGAAGAAGCGGUCGCUCACCUACAGCAAGGCCUCCACCUGCCCAUGCCAUUCAAGGAUGGAGCAUGAUGGGAAGUUGAAGAUCUCACCUGUGGAGGCCUUGAGAGCCUCCGCACCCAACCUGACUUUAAUCUGAGAGAAGGGGAGGGAAGGGCACCUUCAAAGUGGUUGGCUUCCAGUUGGAUUUUUUUUAGUAAGUGGCAUUUUGAAACAUAAGAUGGAGUAGGAUGGCUCAAAACUGAUGAGAUCUCCCCCUUGGGUUGUGAAAGAAGCAUCCACAAGGGGAGAGACCACCAUGUUUGAAGGGAAUCAUCACUAUGUUUGUUGAAGCCUGAAAAGCAAAACUAUGGCCUUUCCUACCUGUUUACAUGUUAUUAUAACUACACUCAAAAUGCAUGAUUCAGACAUUCCAGCACAAGAUGUGGGUUUGCCCAUUAUUGGAGAACAUUGCAACCCUUCAAACCUUAAAGUUUAUGCCUAUCUCAGAAUAUUUGAUUAAUUUAGCUGAAAGAGUCAUAUCUACACAACAUACUUUAUGGUCAUUAGAAGAUCCAUAGCAGCCAAUGGCCUUUAGCUUUUGUUUAUUCCUUCUUCUAAUCAUACAGUUGCUGCAGAGAGUUGCAGAGUCACUACUUUGGGCCAAGAGGAGCUAUAAUUAAGGACAUUAUUGACUCAGGAAGUCUUUUGAGACCAAAGUUGUCUUGCAGACCAAGGGUUUCUCAAAAGGACUACGCUUCUGUGGUCUGCAAACUAAGCCACUAGGAUCAAAUAGAAACACUGCUUUUUUCCGUCAACCAGAUGUUUGCAUAAGAAAUUCUCAGUGAAUACGGUCAUGGAGUAUGAGCCCCCACAACCAUGGGAUGUUUAACCAUCGUGUCACCUACCCACAUCCAACAAAACAAUCCCUUACUAGGAAUGUUCUAAAUCCUCCAGGAGAUUCUAUGGCAUGGUUCUGUCAGACGUUAACAUAGAGUUGCAAUGGGGAACCUUACAUAUCUAGGUUCUCCAGGGCAACUCUAGGAUAACUUCCAGUAGGAAUCAUUCAUUUCAAUAGGAUCCACCAUGGUUUCCUUUUUCUGUGGUAUGUUGCAGAUACAAGGGUCAUUCUACAUAUCUCCAUAGAACACUAAUGGGAUUUGAAAGGAGUCAAGGGUUUCUUAAUGCAAAAUGUCUUGUGGAGGAGGGAUCUAGGCUAAUUUAUAGUUCAUAUGAAGGAGAAGAACCUUUAUGUCUCUCUCUUGGACCCUUCUCUAGAGUAAGUGCUUUUAUGCUGAAUUGUCUACACACUUUUCAUACAUAACUCCAAAAGAAAAAAUCUGUUCCACAAAAUCAAACUAGAAUACCCUAAUAUUCUUCUCUGGUACAACUUCUGAUGUGGUCUUGUCAUCCGUCCUGUAGAAGACAAAGGCAUUCUGGAGAGGUGACAUUUGAUUCUGCUGUAAUCCUGUCUACCAUGAGAUUGUAAAUGAAUUGCAAGUGUUCCUCCUCAGAGGAUUCCAUGGUGGAAUUUCAUAUUAAGCCAAGAUCCUCCGAAAUGGCUCAGCUAGUGGAGUGUAUGGAUCACGAACAUCCUUAGGGAGCAACUGGAUUUAUGUAGAUAUCUAAAAGGGGCAGCAGAUCUGCUCCACAGAGUUUUGAAGGAAGCAAUGAGAUGCUGAGAAGUUCUCAAAAACUUCUCAAGUUAAUGGCACAUAACUUCAGUAAGAAUUCCAUGAAAACUGGGCCAUCUACAAAUUGUGGAAUUUGCAAUUUUGUAAAGCACCAACACUCUUUAGCAGAACUGACUAAAGCAGUUAAAGUGCUUUCAAACAGCAUUACAUCUAGAAUGUAGAUCCAUCCUGAGUCAUACCAUUAAUCUAUCUAGCUCAGCUCUUCCUUGUCCAACUUUCUCUAGAAAUGUAUGUAUGAACUAUUUCCAUCCUCUCUUGCCAACUUGGCCAAUAUGAAUUUGUUACAGUACCAGCAUAGAGGAGGAAAUGGACUGGUAUGAAUAUUGACCAUCGUCUCCAUAGCAGCAUUACAUUACCAUCCAAACAUCUCCAAUGUAACUUGAUAGCUAGCAAAUGGAACAAACUGCUUAGGGAGUUCUUUCUAGCAUCGUGGUGACCAGUUGGAUUUUUUUAUAGUUAUAGUUUCAAGAAUAUGGAGACCUGGAUGAAAAGCUGGAGUGCAGCAUGAAAAUAUAGUUAUAAAAGAGGAGAGAGAGAGAGAAAAAACAAAUGAUAUGUCAAUCCACCAAAUAAUAACUACAACUCUGAACAUGAUGGUUAAAUGAAACCAGGGGCAGCUCAUCCAUUACGCGAAGUAAGCGGUCGCAGAACACUUUUUUUUUGCCAGGGGCGCAGAGGCGCCUCUGUAAAUGCCCCUCGACCGCCACUUGAGGAGCGCCCCCUCAGCUCACAACAGCCCUAGCAGUCCGGGGGGAGCCUCGGCUUUCUUUCCUCGCUGCCAGGCGAUCCUCUUCCCAAAGGGGCCGGGGCCUUAAACCUCGCCUAGCCCAUCUUGUUCCUGCUCCACCCAGCUACUGGGUGCGCGAGAGAGAGAGAUCCCCUCCAGCUGGAGGUAUCUCCCACCUCCGCUCCCUCCUUUGUUUUUGCGCCUACCUUCAGGAAAGGUGGGCACCUCCACCUCUCUCUCUCUCUCUCUCUCUCUCUCUCUCUUGGUCCCAAUGGCUGAGGAGAAAGUCAGGAGAAGAGGUGACUUUUGGUGCACACGCCGGGGUCUUCAGGCACGCCUCCGGACCCAAAGCGGGUCAGGCAAGGGAGCAAGUGCAGCAAGUGUAGUUACUGGGAUGUAUAGUUCACCUACAAUCAAAGAGCAUUCUGAACUCCACCAAUGAUGGAAUUGAACCAAAUAUGGCACACAGAACUCCCACGAUGAACAGAAAAUAUAUAUCAGUGAUUGGUUGGGGGGGGCGCACCAAAAUACUGUUUGCUUACCAUUGAAAAUUACCUAGGGCUGCCUCUGAAUGAAACCUAUCCUCCACCAUAGGCUUUGUAUCCUAUUUUUAUGGGCUGUCAUACUUUUAUGACUUCAAGGCAUGGUGGAAACCUGUUGCUAUAGAGUUAAGCUGUAACUCCCAACAAUCCCUGCACUGAGGGAUAAUUAGACUCGCAACCCAGCAUCCAAAAAGCAAAAAGAACCCCCUUUUGGUAAAGUUCAGAAGAAAUUUUCUGGAUGAGGAUAUCCCUGGGUUUUCCGAGACUAUUCUUUUCAAUCCUCCUCUUAAACAGAUAAGCUGAUCCAUUUUGCAAAGUAGUCUUUUUGCAUAUUCCCUGCUGUUUGCAUUUUGAACUCAGUCUGCAGCAAUUAGAAUAAGCUGAGGGUAAAGGGGGAAGCCGGGAGAAGGAAACCGGGACAUUUUAGCAGGAUUACUUAGGAUUAUUUCAGACAAACAAUGACAGUUGGAGAAUAUAACAUUUCUCACUGCCUAUACCAAGAACUGUGGUGGAACACUCCAUAAAACAUAUGGGGACCAUGAGUUGUACAAUCUCAGUCCUUGCCUCAAAGAGUAAAUGUCCUACCAUUCCAGCUUUUCUUUCAGUGAUCUUGGAUAAAAGAUCAACAGGGCUAUAUAUGCACCUGAAACUCCUUUGUCCACGAGAUUCUUGCUCUUUUUUUUGUUUGGAAAGGGUUUGUUGGCAACCAAACACAAAGGAAGUGUUGACAAAUGACUACAAAGAAAAAGAAUUGGCUUGAAAGAAGGCUGAGGGUAAAAUAGCAAGCAUGAACCUGAAAAGUUUGGCAAACAGGUAAUACAAAAAGCAUUUGGAAAAGGGUUAAAAAGCUCUUGGAAGUCAAAGAAAAGUACACAAAGGUUGCAGGAAGGGAGAUAAGUUAAACCGUCUCAAAAGAAAGUUCACUGGAUUUAGGACAGGCAUGGGUAAACUCUGACCCUCCAAGUGUUCUGGACUUCAACUCCCACAAUUCCUAACAGUCUACCGGCAAUGAUUUUUGUCAAACUCUAUAACAGGAAUAUAUAUAGUCUUUAUGCCCCCUCCAAAAGCUAAAAAUGCCACUAAAGGAGCACAGAGACAUUUUAACCACUUUUGGGGAUGCUUCCAAGCCAUUUUAGGCCCAGAAAAGGGUUGUUUUUAUAUAACAGGAAUUGACAUGGAAGUCCAUUUGCUCUAUUGACUUAUCCUGAUUUUGUAAAAA